AAAGUCCCCUUUCCGCACCUUUGAGCGCUUUCUCAGUUCUGGCUGGGAUUCGGGAUCCUCCUUCCUCCGAGUCACCAGACUUGAGGGGCUCCGGCCGAGAGCGAGUUCUGGUCCCGGUCACUUGGCGUGAGCUUCCUCGACUGGUGCCAAGCACCUUUCCUUCUUUCCGUAAAAAGAAAGCGAAGAGCGCCACUGUGCACCUCCACUGAGAUCCUCUUUUGAAAACUGUUACCAGAAGGAACUUGCACAAAUAAAAAUUUGCCCAUUAUGUCAACAGCAUCUGUGGAGAUCGAUGAUGCAUUAUACAGUCGACAGAGGUACGUUCUUGGAGACACAGCAAUGCAGAAGAUGGCCAAGUCCUAUGUUUUCUUAAGUGGAAUGGGUGGUCUUGGUUUGGAAAUUGCAAAGAAUCUUGUUCUUGCAGGGAUUAAGGCACUUACAAUUCAUGAUACAGAAAAAUGCCAAGCAUGGGAUCUAGGAACCAACUUCUUUCUCAGUGAAGAUGAUGUUGUUAAUAAGAGAAACAGGGCUGAAGCUGUGCUUAAACAUAUUGCAGAACUAAAUCCAUAUGUUCAUGUCACAUCAUCUUCUGUUCCUUUCAAUGAGACCACAGAUCUCUCCUUUUUAGACAAAUACCAGUGUGUAGUAUUGACUGAGAUGAAACUUCCAUUGCAGAAGAAGAUCAAUGACUUUUGCCGUUCUCAGUGCCCUCCAAUUAAGUUUAUCAGUGCAGAUGUACAUGGAAUUUGGUCAAGGUUAUUUUGUGAUUUUGGUGAUGAAUUUGAAGUUUUAGAUGCAACAGGAGAAGAACCAAAAGAAAUUUUCAUUUCAAACAUAACGCAAGCAAAUCCUGGCAUUGUUACUUGCCUUGAAAAUCAUCCUCACAAACUGGAGACAGGACAAUUCCUAACAUUUCGAGAAAUUAAUGGAAUGACAGGUUUAAAUGGAUCUAUACAACAAAUAACGGUGAUAUCGCCAUUUUCUUUUAGUAUUGGUGACACUACAGAACUGGAACCAUAUUUACAUGGAGGCAUAGCUGUCCAAGUUAAGACUCCUAAAACAGUUUUCUUUGAGCCACUGGAGAGGCAGAUAAAACAUCCAAAGUGCCUUAUUGUGGAUUUUAGCAAACCUGAGGCACCUUUAGAGAUUCACACAGCUAUGCUUGCCUUGGACCAGUUUCAGGAGAAAUACAGUCGCAAGCCAAAUGUUGGAUGCCAACAAGAUUCAGAAGAACUAUUGAAACUAGCAACAUCUAUAAGUGAAACCUUGGAAGAGAAGCCUGAUGUAAAUGCUGACAUUGUGCAUUGGCUCUCUUGGACUGCUCAAGGCUUUUUAUCUCCACUUGCUGCAGCAGUAGGAGGUGUUGCCAGCCAAGAAGUAUUGAAAGCUGUAACAGGAAAAUUUUCUCCUUUGUGCCAGUGGUUAUAUCUUGAAGCAGCAGAUAUUGUUGAAUCACUAGGCAAACCUGAAUGUGAAGAAUUUCUGCCACGGGGAGAUAGAUAUGAUGCUUUAAGAGCCUGCAUUGGAGACACUUUGUGCCAGAAACUGCAAAAUUUAAACAUCUUCUUAGUAGGGUGUGGAGCCAUAGGCUGUGAAAUGUUAAAAAAUUUUGCUUUACUUGGUGUUGGCACAAGCAAAGAGAAAGGAAUGAUUACAGUUACAGAUCCUGACUUGAUAGAGAAAUCCAACUUAAAUAGACAGUUCCUAUUUCGUCCUCAUCACAUACAGAAACCUAAAAGCUAUACUGCUGCUGAUGCUACUCUGAAAAUAAAUUCUCAGAUAAAGAUAGAUGCACACCUGAACAAAGUAUGUCCAGCCACUGAGACCAUUUACAAUGAUGAGUUCUGUACUAAACAAGAUAUAAUUAUUACAGCAUUAGAUAAUGUGGAAGCCAGGAGAUAUGUAGACAGUCGUUGCUUAGCAAAUCUAAGGCCUCUCUUAGAUUCUGGAACAAUGGGCACUAAGGGGCACACUGAAGUUAUUGUACCACAUUUGACUGAAUCUUACAAUAGUCAUCGGGAUCCCCCAGAAGAGGAAAUACCAUUUUGUACUCUAAAAUCCUUUCCAGCUGCUAUUGAACAUACCAUACAGUGGGCAAGAGAUAAGUUUGAAAGUUCCUUUUCCCACAAACCUUCAUUGUUUAACAAAUUUUGGCAAACCUAUUCAUCUGCAGAAGAAGUCUUACAGAAGAUACAGAGUGGACACAGUUUAGAAGGCUGUUUUCAAGUUAUAAAGUUACUUAGCAGAAGACCUAGAAAUUGGUCCCAGUGUGUAGAAUUAGCAAGAUUAAAGUUUGAAAAAUAUUUUAACCAUAAGGCUCUUCAGCUUCUUCACUGUUUCCCUCUGGACAUACGAUUAAAAGAUGGUAGUUUGUUUUGGCAAUCACCAAAGAGGCCACCCUCUCCAAUAAAAUUUGAUUUAAACGAACCUUUGCACCUCAGUUUCCUUCAGAAUGCUGCAAAACUAUAUGCUACAGUAUAUUGUAUUCCAUUUACAGAAGAGGACUUAUCAGCAGAUGCCCUCUUGAAUAUUCUUUCAGAAGUAAAGAUUCAGGAAUUCAAACCUUCCAAUAAGGUUGUUCAAACUGAUGAAACUGCAAGGAAACCGGACCACGUUCCUAUUAGCAGUGAAGAUGAGAGGAAUGCAAUUUUCCAACUAGAAAAGGCUAUUUUAUCUAAUGAAGCCACCAAAAGUGACCUUCAGAUGGCAGUGCUUUCAUUUGAAAAAGAUGACGAUCAUAAUGGACACAUAGAUUUCAUCACAGCUGCAUCAAAUCUUCGUGCCAAAAUGUACAGCAUUGAACCAGCUGACCGUUUUAAAACAAAACGCGUAGCUGGUAAAAUUAUACCUGCUAUUGCAACAACCACUGCUACAGUUUCUGGCUUGGUUGCCUUGGAGAUGAUCAAAGUAACUGGUGGCUAUCCAUUUGAAGCUUACAAAAAUUGUUUUCUUAACUUAGCCAUUCCAAUUAUAGUAUUUACAGAGACAUCUGAAGUAAGGAAAACUAAAAUCAGAAAUGAAAUAUCAUUUACAAUUUGGGAUCGAUGGACUGUACAUGGAAAAGAAGAUUUCACCCUCUUGGAUUUCAUAAAUGCAGUCAAAGAGAAGUAUGGAAUUGAGCCAACAAUGGUGGUACAGGGAGUCAAAAUGCUUUAUGUUCCUGUAAUGCCUGGUCAUGCAAAAAGAUUGAAGUUAACAAUGCAUAAACUUGUAAAACCUUCUACUGAAAAGAAAUAUGUGGAUCUUACUGUGUCAUUUGCUCCAGACAUUGAUGGAGAUGAAGAUUUGCCUGGACCUCCAGUAAGAUACUACUUCAGUCAUGACACUGAUUAAUACAGGUUGUCUUAAUGUUACUCCAGGACCACUUAAUUUUGGAAAGAGUGCAUUUAAUUCAGAAGCUAAAAAAAAUCAGCUCAUGAUACUAUGGAUUUCUCUUUCAUUAAGCCUUAAUUUUAAGGGAAACAUCAGUAAGAAACUGCACUGAAGAAUUAUAAAACAUUUUGGGGCAUAGUAUACACUUGUCUAACGGUUCACACAUGGCUAUGAUCACAAGCAACUUUGAACUGGAAUGCCGUUUACGAAAGUUUUGUGUAUUAAUCUGUGUAUUAAUCUCUCUGGAUAAAAAGAAGGAAAAAAUAUGUAUGACCAGAACAGAUAUGGAUGAAGAAAUUGAAAGCAACAAAUGCAACUAUCCAAAAAGUUUUAUUUUAUUUUAUGAAUUUCUUUUUUGUUUAGUCUUGAAGACUGAUUUUCUGUACAAAUAGUGUUUGGCACCCUGCACCUCUCAUGAUUAGGCUUUGAGAAUUUAAUGCCACUGGGAAGAAGAGGUAUGGUAGUGGUGGAUGAAGGGUGGACAUUUUAAAUUGUGCAGUUACAGUUUAUCGUCCUGUUACCUCUGCUGGUUUAACCAGAGUUUGUUAUAUCACUGUGUCCCCCAAAUCAGGAUUUUGUUGAUAGCAUCAGUGUUGUAGGAGCAGUAGGUCAGAUGAGACAUAUUAACUUAGACUAAAUGUGAACAGUAUUAUAUGGACUCACACAACGCUCUUAGAGAAUCCGUGAAUAUGAACAGACAAAUGUGGCUAACCAUUUGAUUCUUCAGUAUGCCUUCUAAUGUGGGUAUUUUAUUUAUGUGAGACUCUAAACCUGAUUGUUCUAAUAUAUAAAACUAAAAGAUUUUAUAAAGGGAGUGUCUUUAGAAAUAGUUGAAAAGUAGAAUGUUAAACAUUAUUGCUAGGGUAGUCUUUUUUUUUUUUUUUUUUUUUUUUUUUUUUUCCAGAAACCUAAUUAGGGUAUUAAAUUUUUUUUUUUUUUUUUUUUUUUUUUUUUUUUUAAAGAGAAGCAUGUUAUUUCAUUCCCAUUCCGAGAAAGGGAGUUAAUGAAGAUAAAAAUUUAUUUUUUAAGGUCUUUAUUGAGAGAAACUUUCUGUUUUCUGAUAUGAACUAUUGCAGAUGUUUUUAUAAGUACUUUCAUUAAAAUGAUGUAAACAGUAGUACCCAACACUGUAAACUCAGUGAAAAUAGUAAAUGAUUCUUUUAUAACUAAGACUAUCAUGCAUUCUGAAGCAAUUGGCUUUUUUUUAACCAUAGAAAGUCAUUUCCCUCUAGCUCCUUUCCUUCUACUCUCCUUCUCAGAACAUUAGUAGGUACUUUGUUAAAUAAAAAACUAGAUUAACAUCAGUGUUACUCCAAUUUGGUAUCUUUUUACACUAUGUAUUAUACUUUCUUUUUAUUUCAUUUACAAAUACUUUAAAUUACUUUAUCAACCAGCUGUAUUGUUUCCCUCUUUUGAAAAGUACCAAAGUGGGGAAAAUGUAUGUGGAAGUGGAGAGUGAAUUUGCAUGACUAAAGGAUUAUCUGUACAUAGGGAAGUGGGCAAAAGUGGAUAGGAUGAAUUUAAAGAAAAUGACUUACUUUUGGAAAAAAUAAAUUAAAUUUUGUUCACAUAGCCUACCCUUUCCCAUUGUGCAUAUCCCAAGUGUCAUAUUUAAAAUUAAGGUUACUUAAAACAGAAUCCAGGAAUAUCAAGGCUCUGUGGCUUGGAAUUUUAGAGGAUAGGACUAAUAAAAGGACUUUUGCAAAGAAGACUUUUUUCCAUGUUCACUUCGUUUUGUGUUCUUUGAAAGUAACUGAUAUUUUCCGGGUAGUCAUUCAGCAAUCCAUGAAUAUGAUCCAGUAACUUGCUUAUAUUUUAUUGAAGUCUCAACAUCUCUUCAGAAGUAAAUUUAGAACGAUGCUGUCAGUGCAUAUUUAUAGAUAUUAGUCUUUUAGCAUAUAAAACAAAAUCAACAAAAAUUAAAUUCAUUUUGUGAUUAAACCUGCAACCAUUUUUCUAUUACUUUUUUUCUAUAGUUAAUGGUUAUUGCUAUAAUUUCUUCUGUUUGGUUCUACUAAGCUAGAAAGGCAGGAUGAAGUUAAUGAUAAUUCCCAUUAUUUUAUUUCUGUACCAUGAAAUCACUGUUGAUGACUGAAAUAACAGGUGCAAAAAUUAAUGAUUUGAUUUUUGUACAGUUUCACUGAGUAAUUUUUUACUUAUUAAAAAUAAAUUAAGAAAUGUAAGCAUAUCUUUGUAAAUCAUGUUUCGUAAGUUGACUCCAGAGAUUCUGAUUUUGCUAUUUAUUUUGUGAGUAAUGUUGCUUUGGUGUUUCCUAAUUUUCAAGUUUGCAAUCAUGGAGAUACAGCAGUUAUUAGGUAUGGAGAGACAUUGUCCUCCUCAAAUGUCCUCAAAUGGCUCCAGGAAAUUCUUUUAAAACAGUUGGAGAGAGACAGUCGUGACCAUCUAAAACCUAGAAGAUGUGGUAAAUCUCAUACUACUGGUUAGGGAUUUGUAAAGUCCAUUUCUUUUUAGAGUUCAAAGCAGUUCUAUUACUUGUAAGUUCUUCAUAAAUUGUCCCAAAGGUAGGAUAUGGAAAUAAAUGUGUAUCUUUAUAUUUUAA
Messenger RNA from Macaca mulatta (Rhesus monkey), 5932 nucleotides. The record is from RefSeq and is a predicted model, not a curated record. Lineage: Eukaryota; Metazoa; Chordata; Mammalia; Primates; Cercopithecidae.